UAGAAAGAUGCCUGAGUUUCCGAUUUGGAAUUCCGAGUUUGAUGACCAUUCAAAACGUUUUGUUCCGAGUUCCCAGUUGUCUUGAAAGCACCAAUAGCAUUGUGGUCAGAACUUGUUUUUCUCCCAUUGAGCGUCAUUUUACCAACUACACCUCCCGCCCCCUCAGCGCAUUCUCGGGAACGCGGUUGCACUAUUCGACUCAAUUUCGUUAUCAUCCGUUGUCAUUUUACUCUUAUGUGCAACGGACUUUUCUCUUAUGUUCACAUCUAUUUGUGUGAAGAUGACUAGCUUGAAGGCGUUUAAGGAGCCAUUCGAUAGAAUAAUCUCUGAACCAGUGGAGGACACAGAUACUAGUAGCUUCAUGGCAGAAAUGUCCUUGAAGUCCAACUAUCCAGUCCAAGUCACAGAACCUCAAGAUGCAGUGACACUGCAGCUGAGGUCCAUGCCACCUGGCUACCUCACACCUCCCUCAGGCAGAAUAAGACAGCCAGUAGAAGUUGGUGUGGAGUGCAUCUGCACAGGCUCCAUCUUACAAGACUUCCCCAAGGAGCUGCAGUUCUUGAACAACCCCUGUGAGAAGUGCUGUUGCUCAGCUCCACCUCCAAAGAUCAGUGACCUGAUGGAUGACAAGGACUUGCUGGACUUACUGCGUCUUAAACUGGACCCAAAUCAUUGCACUGUUAAGAACUGGAAGAACUUUGCGAGCCGUUGGGGUAUGAGCUAUGAUGAGCUGACUCUGCUGGAGCACCGGACCCAGGGCUCAAUGUGCCACAGCCCCACACAAGAGUUCCUGCUGCGCAACAACCACAAGACCGUCACUGAGCUCACCGAACUUUGCCGGGUUUACCAGCGCAUUGAUGUGCUGCGGCUUCUGCAACGCUGGAUGGAUAACGACUGGCCCUCACGCUGGCAAAAUGCUCAUUAACAACUUGCCCCAACCCCUGAAAAUCCCUCAGAAAUUAUGCAUAUUACUUUUUACUUUUUACAUUUUGCUAUACACUUUAUUGAAUUAGCAACAGGGACUUGGACCAUUUUUUCUUUAACAGAAGCCCAUUUAUUUAACAUCCAGUGGUUCCAGGAUUUUGGUUGAGUUGGUGUGCAAAAGACCGGUGGAUCACAUUUUAUGACUCCUGCGGAGUUGAGGACUUAAUAGGACUGAUUUCCAUUGUGUACUCUUUACCAAUACUGUAGUUCUGAACAUCUCAACCAGGUCAUUAUUUUCUUUUUCAAAGGUCCCGCAACCUCAGAAUUGCUGUGUGUCCAAUAGUGAUGGGUUGUUCGCGAACAAACGGCUCUUUAUGAACAGAUCCUUUUUGGUGAACUUCAGGAAACAAAUCGCAUCGUUGAAAGAGACGUUCAUUUGGCUCCCUGAUUUGCAUACUGCUACUAUGCAAAUAUAACGUGUACAUUCUGGUCCACAUUCAUUUUUGCAGUUUGUUAAAAAUGAACACCAUUUUUUUUGGACCGAUCUAAUAAUUUUACCACGUAAAAAAAUUUUUUAACACGUAUUUCACGAUCUGACAUAAUGGUAGCCUACCUUUUGGGCUUUACAUUGGAGAUUGGAAAUCAUGGUUCUAGGUCAAUCUUAAGUGGAACUGUGCUAACCAACAUGGCACAUUAAGAAGUGGAAAAGAGAGAAGAUUUAAAUGGUGAACUGUUAGUACAUCUUUACUUAUUAGAACAGUCACCAUAGUAAUGACAGACAAUAAUAAUCAAUGUAGUAUAUAUAAUAUGGCAACGGAGAUAGUGUUGCGUAUUGGUCUUUAUAGUCUCAUAAAAACAUGAAACAUCUCCAAAUAUUGUAUCGUUUGUAUUAAUAGUUAAUGAGUCUUGAUUAUUUUGGGAUAGUUUGAUGAAGCUGAGGUCAUGUUGUCAAAUGAGAUAUCUCACUCCGGUCUGAAUCCUAAUUAGCCAUUUUCCCUUACGUUUUAUAUUUUUUUGUGGUUACAAUUCCCCCCCACCCCCACUUGAAGCAAAUAAAAGCUAGAUGUUUUCCAGCUUCUUGAUAAUCUUAUGAACUUUUCUUCAUCAACACGUUUCAAAAGUCAUCAUUGAAAAAUACAGCGCUGAAAAAAAAAAGGAUUUCUGUUGGAAGUUACCCAUGAGAGUUUGAGCUUUCUGUGUAUAUGAUUAUAUAACUUGGUAAAUGUUUAUUUAUCUAGAUUUCAGUGAUGAAUAUCCAAUCAGAGGAAUUCAAGCCUGUCAUUUAAUUAUACAGUAUCAUAUGGUUGUAGUCAAUUAUAAAUUAGUAGUCUAUCAUCAAUAAAUGACAAAGAA
This is a messenger RNA of Oncorhynchus mykiss (rainbow trout), 2277 nucleotides long. Its product is annotated as ectodysplasin-A receptor-associated adapter protein. The record is from RefSeq and is a predicted model, not a curated record. Gene Ontology annotation, biological process: signal transduction. Lineage: Eukaryota; Metazoa; Chordata; Actinopteri; Salmoniformes; Salmonidae. Gene Ontology annotation, molecular function: protein binding.